AUGUCAAUCUCACAACAAGCCCCGACGCCAAUCUCGAUUACCAUUUGCGGCGACGGCGGCUGCGGAAAAUCCUCCAUAACUCUCCGUCUCGUGCGUUCGCAAUGGACCUCCGAAUACGACCCCACUAUUGAGGACUCCUACUCCAUCACUCGUAAGAUCGAUGGACAAAACUACCAUCUUUCUCUUACGGAUACGGCCGGGCAAGAGGAGUACCGCGGUAUGUGGGCAUCAUCAAACCUCGGCGCAGAUGCCUUCUUGCUCGUGUACGACAUUACCUCCCGCGACUCCAUCGACGCUCUCCAGUACUUCAACGACCUCAUCGAUAUGGAGGCAGAGACUCGCCUCGACAAUGCUGAGCGCGCAAAACGUGCCGGCCUCUCACCCUCCUCCUACCGCGAUACCGUAUCUGCCACGCCGGGCGCUAAAACCGUUCCUCCCGUUAAGAUCGUCGCCGGCAACAAAUGUGACCUUCAAGAGUCCCGCGCCGUUCCUGCGGCCAUGGGCCUAGACUGGGCGCGUCGCCGGGGGUGCGGCUUCAUGGAGACGAGUGCACGGCUCGAGGUCAAUAUCGAGGAGACGUUUGCGCUCAUUGUUCGUCGCGUUGUUGAGGCUAGGCGCAUGGCGGAGCUGGGCGUCAACGAAAACAUGGAGAUGGAUCGGAGAGGCAUGACCAAGCCGCUGAGUCCCCUUCCGGCGGGCAGCGAGCAGAAUGAGAAGCGUGGCCCCGGUGUGCGGGGUCCGAACAUCGAAGGCAAGGUUGGCAAGGCAUCGAUAUGGAGGAAGCUCCGGUGCUGGUGA
Colletotrichum scovillei is the source of this 798-nucleotide messenger RNA. Its product is annotated as Ras family protein. Bases 1 to 798 code for a protein of 265 amino acids. Gene Ontology annotation, biological process: signal transduction. The transcript has a single exon. Lineage: Eukaryota; Fungi; Ascomycota; Sordariomycetes; Glomerellales; Glomerellaceae. Gene Ontology annotation, molecular function: GTPase activity; GDP binding; GTP binding. Gene Ontology annotation, cellular component: plasma membrane. The record is from RefSeq and is a predicted model, not a curated record.